GAGAGCAAUAUAAAAGCCACCGAUUACCCAACCCGACUUCAUAUUUCACAGUCAGAGUCGCGUAAAGCCAGAAACACAGCGAGGUUGCCAAAGAUGAGCUCUUCGAUCAUUUUACUCAAGGCCACUCCAAUUUUGCUCUUGUUUCUUCUUUCCAACUUAGUUUCUGCGAAAACUAAGGAUGUCACAGAGUUGCAGAUUGGCGUGAAGCAUAAGCCAGAAUCCUGUCAGAUUCAGGCUCACAAAGGUGAUAGUGUCAAAGUUCACUAUCGGGGAACACUCACAGAUGGAACUGUUUUUGAUUCUAGUUACGAGAGGAAUGAUCCAAUUCAGUUUGAGCUCGGGACUGGUCAAGUAAUCAAAGGAUGGGACCAAGGACUGUUGGGAAUGUGCGUUGGUGAGAAGAGGAAGUUGAAAAUACCUUCUAAACUUGGUUAUGGGGAGCAGGGUUCUCCACCUACCAUUCCAGGUGGUGCAACACUGAUAUUUGAUACUGAGCUCGUUGAAGUGUUGGGGAAAACACCAAGUGAAGGAAAAACAACAAAUAGCGAGCUAUAAUCAUAGGAACAUCUCCUGUCAUCUCCAUUUCUCUUUUUGUUUUUGUCCCUUAAAACGUUUACUUUUCUAGCGGCUUAAUUUCAUGAGCCAAGACAUUAUUUGGUAUUUAAUGAGAGAAUAUUAAAACUUUUUAAACUGAA
Molecule: messenger RNA, 695 nt
Organism: Ziziphus jujuba (common jujube)
Lineage: Eukaryota; Viridiplantae; Streptophyta; Magnoliopsida; Rosales; Rhamnaceae
Product: FK506-binding protein 2
Exons: 6
Coding region: 94-555 (153 amino acids)
Biological process (GO): protein peptidyl-prolyl isomerization
Molecular function (GO): peptidyl-prolyl cis-trans isomerase activity
Source: RefSeq, a predicted model, not a curated record